This is a messenger RNA of Leptomonas pyrrhocoris, 4057 nucleotides long. Its product is annotated as putative cobalamin-dependent methionine synthase. The record is from RefSeq and is a predicted model, not a curated record. Lineage: Eukaryota; Euglenozoa; Kinetoplastea; Trypanosomatida; Trypanosomatidae. The coding region runs from base 308 to 4057 and encodes 1249 amino acids. Gene Ontology annotation, molecular function: cobalamin binding; methionine synthase activity; zinc ion binding. The transcript has a single exon. Gene Ontology annotation, biological process: pteridine-containing compound metabolic process.
GAAGCGACGAUCAGCUCAAUCAUUCAUACCUACGUCUUUACCACCUGCCAGAUAGGCAGCAGUCCGAGUUCAGCUGCCCUCAUCAGCACUGCCGUUUGUCACCCCUCUCGGGGUUUUUCUCGUAAGAGGGAUACACCCAGCCUCAGUGACGUGGCAUCCGUCGCCGACACUCGUGGCCAUUUUCUAUUUAUAUACCCUUUUUUUCUAGUAAGUCUCGUCGUUGGCAGAGAGCGGCUGGAUCACGCAGAAGUACAUUUUUUUCUUUUCCUUAGUAGUAUAAUUCUAUUUGCAAACUCCGUCUCAAAUAAUGCCAGGAGAGCGCUCCCCUGUCUUCGAGGAGCUCGAGGAGCUCUUCCAGACGCGCAUCCUCGUGCUCGAUGGUGGCAUGGGUACGAUGCUGCAGCGGUACAAGCUGACUGAGGAGGACUUCCGCGGAGAGGAGUUUAAGAACGCCACAAAGGACCUGAAAGGCAACAACGACCUCCUUUGCCUCACGCAGCCAGAUAAGGUACGCGACGUUCACUACCAAUACGCCAUUGCAGGUGCCGACGUGAUCGAGACGAACACCUUCAACGCACAGGCCGUCAGCCAGGCGGAUUACGAGGUGCAGCACCUCGUCCGUCGCAUCAACCUGGCGGCUGCGAAAAUCUGCAGAGAUGCUGCGGACCAAGCAACGCGAGAGACCGGCCGGCGCAUCUUUGUGGCCGGCGGACUCGGGCCGCUGAACCGCACCGCGUCCAUCUCGCCCUCCGUCGAGCGACCCGACUACCGCAACAUCACCUACGACGAAAUCGUUUCCGCGUACACGGAGCAGGCCUCCGCCCUGCUGGACGGUGGUGUCGAUGUGCUGUUGAUUGAGACCAUUUUCGACUGCCUCAACGCCAAGGCAGCCCUUUUCGCACUCAACACGCUCUUCGACGACAAGGGCUACACCCGCGUGCCCAUUAUGGUCAGUGGCACCAUCACCGACCUCUCCGGCCGCACGCUCAGCGGGCAGACGGUGGAUGCCUUUUACUCGUCCAUGCGGCACGGCAAUAUCAUCUCCAUCGGCCUCAACUGCGCUCUGGGCUGCCGCGAGAUGCGGCCGUACAUUGAGCGGAUGUCUGAGAUCAGCGAAGGCUACGUCACGUGUUACCCCAACGCCGGUCUGCCGAACGCGAUGGGGGGCUACGACGAGACGCCAGAGGACAUGGCACGCGACAUCCGCGAGUUCGCCGUCAGCGGGUGGGUGAACCUCGUCGGUGGGUGCUGCGGCACCAACCCUGACCACAUCCGCGCCAUCGCCAAGGCCGUCGCGGGGCUGCCGCCGCGGCCGAAAGGCACGCCGAACCACACGAUGGUCAUUAGCGGUCUCGAGCCGCUCUACUUCACGCCGCACAUCGGCUUCUGCAACAUCGGGGAGCGCUGCAACAUCAGCGGCUCUCUGCGCUUUAAGCGUUUGGUGAAGGAGGGCAAGUGGGAGGAGUGCCUGGCCGUUGCCCGCAAGCAGGUGGAGGAGGGCGCCAUGGUACUCGACGUGAACAUGGACGACGGCCUCAUCGAUGGCGUAUCUGCGAUGACGCGCUUCCUCAACAUGCUCGCCUCCGACCCGGAAGUGGCGCGUGUGCCCCUCAUGAUUGACUCGUCGAAGUUCCACGUGAUCGAGGCGGGUUUGAAGUGCACGCAGGGUACGCCCAUCGUCAACUCCAUCUCUCUUAAGGUGGGCGAGAAGGAGUUCCUGCGCCAGGCCCGGCUGAUUCGCCGCUACGGCGCGGCGGUGGUCGUCAUGGCCUUCGACGAGAACGGCCAGGCCGCGGACUGCGAGAACAAAAUCCGCAUCUGCAAGCGGGCCUAUGACAUGCUGGUAGCUGACGGCUUCCCCUGCGAGAACAUCAUCUUUGACCCGAACGUGCUCACCAUCUGCACCGGCAUGGAGGAGCACAACAACUACGCCAUCGACUUUAUGAACGCGGCGGAGUGGAUCAAGAAGAACCUGCCAGGGGCGAAGGUGAGCGGCGGGCUGUCGAACCUCAGUUUCUCCUUUCGGGGCUUCGAGAAGAUCCGCAUGGCGAUGCACUCUGCGUUUCUCAAGAAGACGAUCUCCGAUGGCACGAUGGACAUGGCCAUUGUGAACGCCGGCGCAUUGCCCGUCUACACCGACAUCGAGCCGGAUCUGCUGAAGCUGGUCGAGGACGCCAUCUACAACCGCACCCCUGACUCCUCGGAGCGCAUUUUGGAGUACGCCGAGAAGCUGAAGGCGGAGGGCGCCGCCGGGGGGACGGAGGCGAAGGCGGUGGCGAAGGUGGAUGAGUGGCGCAACGCCCCAGUGGAGGAGCGGCUGUCGUACGCCCUCAUCAAAGGCAUCGUCGAGUUCAUUGAAAGCGACGUGGAGGAGGCGCGCACCUGUGGCAAGUACGCCCGUCCGCUGUACAUCAUUGAAGGCCCCUUGAUGGAUGGCAUGAGCAAAGUCGGCGAGCUUUUCGGCAGCGGCAAAAUGUUUCUGCCGCAGGUGAUUAAGUCAGCGCGUGUGAUGAAGAAGGCGGUUGCUGUGCUGAUACCCUUCAUGGAGGCGGAGAAGGCGGCGCUCAGCAAGAGCAACGGCACCGAGGCAGAAGCGACGAAGCCGAAGCGGGUGCUCAUGGCGACGGUGAAGGGCGAUGUGCACGACAUCGGCAAGAACAUCGUCGGUGUGGUGCUGGGCUGCAACAGCUACGAGGUGAUCGACCUCGGUGUGAUGGUGCCGUGUGAGAAGAUCCUGGCCGCCGCUAAGGAGCACGACGUCGACGUGAUUGGCCUCUCCGGCCUCAUCACGCCCUCCCUGGACGAGAUGGUGCACGUGGCUAAGGAGAUGAAGAAGAAUGGGUUUAGCAUCCCUUUAAUGGUGGGUGGCGCCACGACAUCGAAGCAGCACACCGCAGUAAAGAUCCAGCCGCACUACGCCAAGACCGUGCACGUGCUGGACGCGAGCAAGUCUGUGGUGACGGUGUCAAACAUGCUGGGCGACAACAGCGAGGACUUCUGGGAUGAGGUGCACGAGACGUACAAGGAGAUCGCCGAGGACUACUUGGCCAACCUCAAGGACCGCGUGUACAAGCCCCUCGCCUUUUGCCGAGACAACCCAUUCAAGAUCGACUUCGUCGCGAACCCCCCGGCGCCGCGCCCGAACAAGCUGGGCACCAUCACGAUCAACGACUACUCACUGGAGGCGAUCGCCAGCCGCAUCGAUUGGAAUCCGUUCUUCUCGGUGUGGCAGGUGCGCGGCACCUACCCGAACCGCGGCUACCCGAAGCUGUUCAACUGCCCUACAGUCGGGGCGGAGGCGAAGCGGCUCUUCGAUGACGCGCAGGAGAUGAUGAAGGACAUCAUCGCCACCCGCAGCUUCCAUGCCAAGGCCGUCGUGACGCUGAUGCCCGUCAACAGCGUUGGCGACGACAUCGAAGUGUACAAGGACGACACGCGUAGUGAGAAGAUCGGCACCUUCUUUGGGCUGCGGCAGCAGGCAGAGAAGGAGCGCGGGGAGCCGUACCUGUGUCUUUCGGAUUUUAUCGCUCCUAAGGGCGUCGCUCCCGAUUACCUCGGCAGCCUCAUCGUCGGCAUCUUCGGCGCUGAUGAGAUGAGCGACCGCUAUGAUAGUGACAACGACGGCUACAGAUCCAUCAUGGUCAAGGCCCUCGCCGAUCGCUUUGCCGAAGCCUUUACAGAGGAGGUGCACCGCAUCAUUCGCACAGACUUGUGGGGCUACGUGGAGAAGGAGACGGCGGAGACGGCGGACUUGAUUCAGAUGCAGUACCAAGGUAUCCGCCCCGCACCGGGCUACCCGUCGCAGCCAGAUCACACGGAGAUGGUGACGAUGUGGCGCGUCGGCGAGGUGGAGGAGCGCAUCGGCGUCAAGCUGUCCGAGUCGUACGCGAUGAUACCCGCGGCGUCUGUCAGCGCGUUAGUCUUCGCCCACCCUCUGUCGAAGUACUUCGCGGUGGGCAAGAUUCAAAAGGAUCAGGUGGAGGACUAUGCUGCUCGCAAAGGCUGGAACCUCGAGCGCGCAGAGCGCACGCUGAGCUCAUCACUGGCCUACGAUUAG